CCAUGGAGUAGCUCCAGCUGGGUGGCCACCACCAGGGCAUCUGGGAAGCACCCUGAGCCUUGAGCCUGGGAAAGAGCCCAGCAUGGUGCCUGACAAUGAUGAUGGUGAUGGUGACAAUGACAACAACAGCUCCAAUAGCAGUGAAACUGGUGAUGAUGGCAACAACAUCAAUGACUAUGGUGGUGAUAAUGGUAAUAAAAAUCAGCGUUGUGAUGGCAAUGACCAUGAUGAUGGUGACAAUGACAGUGAUGAUGGUGAUGAUGACGGUGAUGAUGGCAAUGAAGAUGGUGAUGAUGGCAACAAUGAUGAAAAUUCCAAUAGCAAUGAAGAUGGUGAUGAUGACAUCAACAGUGACAGUUCCAAUAGCAGUGAAGAUGGUGACUCCAAUGACAAUGAAUAUGAUCACUCCAGUAGCAAUGAAAAUGGUGCAGAUUAUGGGGGGUGGCGAUUUUAGCUUGUAACGGUUUUAUUACCCUGGGAUUUUCAGAGAUUUUUGGGUUCCUUUUUUAUGGCACCCACCUCAGGCUACCAGAUUUCAUGAUUGAUCUGUGCCAAUAAAUGUAUCUAGUGAACAUGAGA
Molecule: messenger RNA, 579 nt
Organism: Sturnus vulgaris (Common starling)
Lineage: Eukaryota; Metazoa; Chordata; Aves; Passeriformes; Sturnidae
Source: RefSeq, a predicted model, not a curated record